AGGCUAUUGCAUCUUUCAAGAUAGCUUUGAAACCCAAACCUAAUAUGACUACUCCCUCUGGAACAAGCUUGGUGCAACACAAGCAAAGAGUGUGCAUGGUACCGAAGCAAUAUUGGCCUAUCAACAGGCACUAGAUUUGAAGCUUAAUUGUGUUCGUGCUUGGGCAAACAUGGGUAUCAGUUAUGCAAGCCAGGAUAUGUAUGAGGAAUCAAUCCAGUAUUAUGUCCGGGCACUCACAAUGAAUCCCAAGUCUGAUAACGCCUGGAAAUAUCUAAGAAUUUCAUUAAGGAAUGACCUGUUGGGAGCUUGUGAUUCCAGGAAUCUCGACGUCCAUCAGUGGGAGUUUCCGUUAUAAUUAUUGUAUUUUGAUUUUGGCGUCCCUUUUGUGUCGUGAACUAAACUAAUUCAUACCCAUCUUGGAAGAUGUAUUGGAAGAUGUAGUCCGGGCUAUCAUUCAUUUACAUCUGCAGUGAAAACCAAAAGGGUAGGCACCAUUUGAUUUACAGUUGACUCUCUUGCAAGAGUUUCUAGUUAAACAUAGUUGUUGAAAAUUUGAAGAGGACAAUAUAUGGAUCAUUCUUUGUACACCAUACGGUGAAUAUAUUGAAAUUAUAGCGGACAGCAUAUCAUCUGCACUGGAGGAGGGAAAUUGUGAUAGGAAAGUGGCUGUGACUUGAUGGAAUUUGUGGUAGGAAAGGGCUUGUGACUUGAUUGAUUAAUGGAAUAAAAUUAUCUAGUUAAA
Rubroshorea leprosula is the source of this 742-nucleotide messenger RNA. The record is from the annotation of a GenBank genome assembly. NCBI's taxonomy places the organism in Eukaryota, Viridiplantae, Streptophyta, Magnoliopsida, Malvales, Dipterocarpaceae.